Molecule: messenger RNA, 739 nt
Organism: Pocillopora damicornis (cauliflower coral)
Lineage: Eukaryota; Metazoa; Cnidaria; Anthozoa; Scleractinia; Pocilloporidae
Molecular function (GO): protein binding; calcium ion binding
Source: RefSeq, a predicted model, not a curated record
AGCAACUUCACAUAUUGGGCUCCAAAUCAACCUAACGAUUUCAGACUAGACGAGGACUGCGUCCAUACCCUAGGAGUUGGACAUAGUUUUGAGUGGAAUGACGUAAGCUGCGGAAGCUGUCAUAACUUCACGUGUUCAGAGGACCUUGAUGAAUGUGUAGGAAAUAAUCAUGACUGCAGCAAGAAUGGUAUCUGCACGAACACACACGGGUCGUAUAAAUGCCAUUGUACCAGUGGGUAUAGCGGUGAUGGUCGGAGUUGUGCAGAUAUAGAUGAAUGUUCUUUAAGCAAUGAGUGUGAUAGCAGUGCAACGUGUCAAAACACUGAUGGAUCGUACACUUGUAGUUGCAUGAACGGUUACACUGGUGAUGGAAAGACUUGUAGAGAUGUCGAUGAAUGUACACUCAACAGUCAUGACUGUGAUGCCAACGCAAAGUGUUCGAACACACCAGGAUCAUUUACUUGCCAGUGUGACCAUAACUCUGGCUACUAUGGCGAUGGAAAAACGUGCUCUGUUCACCGUGGCCUCGAUGACUCAAGUAUCAUAGGUGGAGACACAAGUAAAAUGUCCCAGCUGAAUUCCUGGCUUAAUUCCCGUUUGCAGAGUGCGUCGAAAAGUUACUGGAAACGGUGCUACAGAGCUUCGUAUAAUGGAUGGAAUUCAGAAACAUUUCACCGUCAUUGUGACGACCUUGGACCCACUGUGACCAUAAUUCGUGCUCAUGGCUACAUAUUUGGUG